Messenger RNA from Exaiptasia diaphana, 1428 nucleotides. RefSeq names its product rap1 GTPase-GDP dissociation stimulator 1. The annotation marks the transcript as partial. The transcript is spliced from 12 exons. Gene Ontology annotation, cellular component: cytosol. NCBI's taxonomy places the organism in Eukaryota, Metazoa, Cnidaria, Anthozoa, Actiniaria, Aiptasiidae. Gene Ontology annotation, molecular function: guanyl-nucleotide exchange factor activity; protein binding. Gene Ontology annotation, biological process: positive regulation of GTPase activity. The record is from RefSeq and is a predicted model, not a curated record.
AAUAUUUUCAUUGCUUCCGAUUUUCCUGAAGCAUGACUAUCUAUCAUGACUAGUAUUAUUCUUUAAGCUUGUCAACAAUGGAUGAAUUACUCCUAGAUCUAUUUCAAAAGCUCCACGAUACGGCUGAAAACAGGGGUUUGAUCGUAGAAGAUGACAAGGAAGCCAUCUUUAAGAACCUAAAAUCAAAACAAGAAGUAUUGAAUGUCACUACAAUACAAAGUAUAUUGGAGUUACUCAAGAAAACCUUGAUGCAUGCUAGAAAUGUUCUUGACAAAGCAAAAGUAUUUGAUAUCUUAGCAGAGCUUGCAAAAUCAGAUGAAGUGAGAGAUUUCUGUGUGGAUGCAGGUUGGAUAGCUAUUGCAUUGGAUUAUUUGGAAAAUGAUGAGCAAAGUGUGGUGUUACAUGCUCUGCGAUCAAUUGGAAACAUUUGCUACAAUAAUGAGUUGGGCCGCAAAGCAUUACUGGGUGCUAAUGGUGCUGAUGACAUCUCACGAAAAUUGCAAUCAUUAAAUGAGAGCUAUGACCCUACAAAGGACAAUCGAAUGGAUGUAGUUACCUGUGGUUGUGUACUGAAUCUCGCUACUGAUGAUGUUGAACUUGCUGAAGACUUUGUAAACUGUGGUGCAAUGCCUCAUUUAUUAGGCCUGACUCAACAAAGUAUCCAUAGUAACCCUGUCCUUUGUAGAAUGGCUGUUUCUGCAAUUUCUGAGCUGAUGGAGUGUGCUAAUGGCAAAACUAGCUUCAAAGAGAGCGGUGGACCUGCUAUACUCCUACAAGCCCUCAAGGAAGAUUACAGAGAUGAAGAGCUGUCUUAUCUUUUGCUUGAAACACUAAACCCAUUAGUUAUGGGAGAUGAUAUCAUGAAAAAAGAACUCGUCAAUGCUGGAUGUACCGAGGCACUUAUUCACGUGGUAGACUCGUGCAAAGGUCGUGAAGAUGACGAGAGCUCGAAAUACCGACUGGAGACAGCUUCAGAUAUGAUUGUCACUAUCCUCACUGAUGAUGAGUGCAUGGCAAGAUUAUUCCAGGAUGGUAAUGGAAUCGUUGUCCAGGAAUGUGCUAACUGGUUGAAUUCAAGGAAUAAACAUUUAGAAAUCUCUGGUGCUCUCGCUCUGGGAAACUUUGGACGAUCAGAUCACAACUGCAUCAAGCUCGUAGAGAAAGGUGUCCACAAAGAUUUGUUGAACUUCUUGCCAAUAGCCAAACAAAGACCAGAGUCUUUUAAGUACAUUCAAGCAAUCUUUGGUGCUCUCAAGAACCUUGCUUUACCUCUUCCUAACAAACCGAUUCUUCUAAACGAUGGGUGUUUGGAGGCGUGUYUGUCCCARUUAUCUUCACAGUCAUCACUYGUGUUGACUAAAGUUCUUGGUACAAUGUGCGCUCUUAUGGCGGCUCCAAGCAAAGAUGCAUCGGUCAAAUCUUCGGCAG